AUGAGCUCAUUUACCAUACCAGAUCUCAGAUUUGAGCAGAGUUUUUGGAGGCAACUCAAUGCUUACGCCGGAAAUACAAUGCCUACACGCAAGAUUUCUACUAAUAAAUUGGGCUAUGGAUCAGCAAAGGGCUUGACCGACGAAGAGCUUGAGCUUUUGAAUGCUGAUAUAGACAAGGAAGAAGAGCGUUAUUUGAACAAGCCGCAGCCAUUGGCUCCCGUUACACCAGGAAUUGUGGUAUAUGCAAUAGUCAAAGAUCAGAUAAUCAUGCCUUUUCUCCAGGGUCUUUUUUUGACAGGAUUUUUAAUCUCAAUAAGGCCAAUUCUAGCUCAUGUUGUGCGGAAUGGUCAACAUGUUGGCCGUUGGAUGUAUAACUUGUUAGGCUUGGACCAGUUGUCUAAAAAUCGCAGGAUAGUGUCGAGGUGA
Messenger RNA from Lodderomyces elongisporus, 426 nucleotides. RefSeq lists its product as uncharacterized. Lineage: Eukaryota; Fungi; Ascomycota; Pichiomycetes; Serinales; Debaryomycetaceae. Gene Ontology annotation, molecular function: mitochondrion autophagosome adaptor activity. The transcript has a single exon. The coding region runs from base 1 to 426 and encodes 141 amino acids. Gene Ontology annotation, biological process: mitophagy. The record is from RefSeq and is a predicted model, not a curated record.